GAAUUGUCUAGUCAAAGAGAUGCCGUCAAACGUCUUCCUGGAGCUGCAGGGGAGGCAGUGGCGGCAAGUAGAAGGCUGGAACGUCAAGCGGCUCGGCCAGUUUGCGGAAGAGAGAGCGCUUCUCGGCCUACGCAAGUCAUGGUGCUGUCGGAGUGUGGUCAAAAACAAGCAGUCUACGUUGGCUCUUGCCUUCUCCUGUGACGGGAGUCUUUUAGCCAGCAGUCACCUCACUCAUGAGAUCCUCGUCUACAAGACGAGGUCAUGCAUCAGUCUGCUGCGUAUCCUGUCGGCUCACCCGGCCACCAACCGCAGUCCGUGGUGCCUCACCUUUCACCCUUCACGUCCCCACCACCUCCUCUCUGGCUGUCUCGGAGGCUCCGUUCUACUCUGGGAUGUACAGGCCGGCAAGUGUCUAUUUGUGUGGCAGUCUGGAGUAGCCAGUCCCAUCAAUAGCUUGGUGGUCCUUCCUACACACCCCGACCACUUCCUGGUGGCCUGCGACACUCGACUGCAUCUCCUGCACCAUCGCGGCGACCGCUUGGGGGUGGUGUGGUCCGCCAAGACUGCCGCCAUGGACGUCAAAGUCAGGUUAGUUCUCCACCAUCCAGAAUCCAGCAAGAUCCUUACAGCUGUAACUAACAUCACCCAGUCAUACGAAAGCAGCAUGACCAACUUGAUGAGGAUUCCGCCACAAAGGAGCUCAUAUCGACUCCAGAUGUACACCUAUGGUUUUGAUAGAGGCCCAGACUUGGAGAACUCUAGUAUGGGACUGAUUUCCAUGGCCGUCCGCGUGCUGAGUCCCCAGUCGGUGGUGCUGACGUCCCGGUUUGUCAUCUCCAGCAGUGUGGAGACAGCCGGGACCAAGCUAUCGAUCCACUCCGUCGAGAGAAACAGCUUCGGGCAGUGCCUCUUCUCAACCAUGGUCACUCCCAAACAUAGUAAGGCAUCCACAUGCGUGUACGACUGACUAGUUCCAUGUAUAUGUGAUAAUGACAAAACCAAUGCACUUCAAUGUGAAGAGCAACAUUCAAGAUAUGGAUUUGCUUGGUGCACUGGACACUCAAUACUAUGAGUUGUCACCUCUCUCACCUCUACUUAAUCCCCUCCUUCUCCUCCUCUCUGCAGUGGGUGUGGUGAGUCUAGACUUGAGUGCAUGCCAGAGAUUUCUGCUGUUGGCAUCCUCAGGGAAACAGUUUCUAUUCCACAUGGAAUCAUACCAUGUACUGAGCUGCAACGCAACAUACACCUACAUGUGUGUCUCAUGCUGCUAAUUUCCAUGUCAUGCAGUCGUGUCUAAAGGUCUUUCAGGUCGAAGAGAGUAAAUCGUCACUUUCCCUCGAGGUACAUGUAAAAGUAAUGUUGAGCAUGAGACGCUAGGAAAUAUUGCACCACAGUCUUAGUAACUGAAGCUGUAUCUGUGGAACUGUGACUUUGAUAUUUAGUUGCGCUGUGAGAUGAGGGGAGUUUACUCGGCUAACGGGGCUCGCUGGAUGCCGCGACAGAGUGGCAGAGUGGGGGGAGUGUGUGUCGGG
Molecule: messenger RNA, 1532 nt
Organism: Geodia barretti
Lineage: Eukaryota; Metazoa; Porifera; Demospongiae; Tetractinellida; Geodiidae
Source: the annotation of a GenBank genome assembly